AUGAAGAACAAGGUUAAAUUAGCUAAUUAUGUGGAUAAGUUGCCGCCGGUAAUUCACAGUCGUUUGGAGAAAGUAAGAAAAGAGUCAAAACAUUGGCACCCAAUAUGGACAAGUGAUACUAGUUAUGAGAAAUUUGAGGUACAUGGUUACCUAGCCAACCAUGUUGUUGAUCUAGGAAAGCACCUUUGCACGUGUCAAUUUCGGAUGCUGACAGGAAUACCCUGUGUGCAUGCCUGUGCUGCACUAGCUAGAGUGAACAAAAAUCCAGAGGAUUUUUGCCACAAACUAGUUACAAUGGAAUCCUAUAGAGAGACAUAUCGGCAUCAUAUCAAUCCUAUUCCUGGGCAGACCUUCUGGGAGGUUUCAGAAUCUCUUAAGCCCUAA
Molecule: messenger RNA, 384 nt
Organism: Arachis ipaensis
Lineage: Eukaryota; Viridiplantae; Streptophyta; Magnoliopsida; Fabales; Fabaceae
Molecular function (GO): zinc ion binding
Source: RefSeq, a predicted model, not a curated record